Molecule: messenger RNA, 1482 nt
Organism: Opisthorchis viverrini
Lineage: Eukaryota; Metazoa; Platyhelminthes; Trematoda; Opisthorchiida; Opisthorchiidae
Exons: 4
Coding region: 1-1041 (346 amino acids)
Biological process (GO): protein import into mitochondrial matrix; protein folding
Cellular component (GO): PAM complex, Tim23 associated import motor
Molecular function (GO): protein homodimerization activity; protein-folding chaperone binding; adenyl-nucleotide exchange factor activity
Source: RefSeq, a predicted model, not a curated record
AUGCUGUACCAAUUUCCAAACCAGCAAGACUGGAUGGACUCGAAUCCUAACCUCAUGCUUACGAAUGGGGUAGUAGACAAGUUUGUCUACUUGGACAGCUGUGUCAGUUCCGGUGGUCUCGCGAAAGAUGACAUUUCUCUCCGGAUUUGGAAGGCCAGAGCAGCCUUUGUGGACCUGCGUCACCUGUGGCUUAGGCGUGACAUCAGCUUAUCCGCCAGGGGUCGAGUUUGCAAAUCUGCGGCGCUAUACGGAUCAGAAACCUGGUCGCUGCGCGCCAAGGACGUCAAAAUCCUUGUCAGUAUCUUUCAAACUUUAACGUUGCUUAUCGCUUCAGCUGUCCAAUUGACACCAAGCUUUUUUGGGUUAUUGUGUCCCAUCUACGCAAGUAUGGCUAUCAGUCGAACAACUGCUCUGUCCUGCCUUGUACGGCUAACGCGUUUUCAACCACAUCGACUAAUUAGCUCAAAGCUCAGCAGCAGUCCGAAGGAUGAUGCCCCAUCUCAGCCAGAAAGCGAAACAGAUAAGAAAAUUUUAGAUGUCGAAAAUGAUCUGCAAGCCCUCCAGACAGAAUACAAAAAAUUGGCUACCGCACAUUCCCAACUGGAAGAUAAGUAUAAACGGGCGCUUGCCGAGUCGGAAAACAUGCGCAAGCGUUUUAUGCGGCAGAUUGAUGAGGCAAAAAUGUUCGCAGUACAAAGCUUCUGCAAAGAUCUUUUGGACGUUGCUGAUGUGCUAACAAAGGCCACUAAUUCUGCACCAGCCGACCAGUUGGUUCCUGGCGUCAAUCCUCACUUUGCCAAUCUAUACGAAGGUUUGAAAUUAACUGAGCAGCAAAUGCUCCAGGUCUUCGAGCGGAACCACUUGGUCCGAAUACAACCUGCUGAAGGGGAUCAGUUCGAUCCAAAUUUUCACGAAGCCGUUUUUCAAGCCCCACGACAAGAUGGUAAAGAACCAAACACCAUAGCUGUGGUAACGAAGAUUGGAUACAAGCUGUACGAUCGUCCGCUACGUCCCGCCUAUGUUGGUGUGUUUGGACCAUGAAUAGUCAGCGGACUGAUUGAGAUGGGGACAUUUCAUAUUUGGUUCCCGCUUCUUCCUAUCGUUGUAAAAUAGAACAGCUUCUUUGUCCGUGAUUUUCAUUUUGUGUGCCGCAGCACAUCCCUCUGAAUCACCGCUAUUCUUAAGGCUAUCGGGUCUCCACGCUGUAGCUGCAUUUAUUACUGUGAGCUUGUGUUUUCCCGUAUGACUAUAGAAUUAGGUUGAAGUGCUUUAUGGCGAAUUUUGAUGAAUGGACUGCCUGAAUCAUCAACUGGUUGUAGCAUAGCUUUUGUUCAUAUGCCAUUUACUGGAUGGCUACCAGUCAGGACAAGUUCAUCACGGGUUACUCCUCCCUAUGGAGCCUUGAGUCAACGUUUCUCCAUGAUUUUCAGUGGUAGUUUGAGGGUCAAUCAAUUGUGCUUACUCACUCAUAAUCUUCUAGCC